AUGGCGCCAAUCAAUAUACGGGAUGAAUUCCUUCGAGGGCCCUCAGAAGAUGCGACAGUUCACCAGAUUGACUUCACGAAAACAUCCCCGCCCAUCACCGCAUUCAAAGACAACUUCGCGGCCGUAAUCGACAAUUUCCUGACCGAGGCCGAGUGCAAAGAGCUCCUCCAAAUUGCAGAGGAAUCCAUCGCUUCUGCAAGAACCAGCACACAUGCAGACUCCUCCGAGUCCCAAUCACCAACUCCGGUCUGGGAACGCGCGAUGAUCAAUGUAGGCGGCGGGAAACAAGUCAUGUCAGUUGACAGCCGCAAAAGCGGACGCAUUAUUCUCGACUCCGUUGAUAUUUCGCAGCGGAUCAUGGACCGCUUGCUUCCAUUUCUGCGCGAUUUCGGUAUCGCGCGAGUGCAGAAUCAGCCAUUGGUUACUGGACUUGGUCCCGCCCGAAGAGGCGACGUAUAUCUACAGCCACGACUUAAUGAGCGCUUACGAUUUCUGCGCUACGAGGGAGGUGAUUAUUUCCGACCUCAUUGGGAUGGAUGCUAUGUUACGCCCGACGAGUCGGAGAGGUCAUUGUUUACGGUCCAACUAUAUUUGAGUGGAGAAGGUGAGCAGGACAUGGAAGUGUUGCAGCCAUAUUUGGAACUUGCCGAGAAGGAAAAUGCUCUUAUUAUAGGUGUUGAUCCAGACGAAGAGCAGUUGAGGAAAGUACCAGCUCAAAAGGAGAGACUUUCUCGUGAGGCGGCGGGUGGUGGACCAGAGACUCUCCUAGGUGGUGCCACUUCUUUUAUGAAUGGUUUCAAAGUGAAGGAUUCUGUGCGUGUGUUUCCUAAGACGGGGCGUAUGCUCAUCUUUCAGCAGAGGAAUCUGAUGCACGGUGGGGACGAUGUCUUCCGUGGCGUCAAGUACACGAUUCGGUCGGAUGUGAUGUACUCAAAGUUGGAGAAAUAA
Molecule: messenger RNA, 948 nt
Organism: Penicillium waksmanii
Lineage: Eukaryota; Fungi; Ascomycota; Eurotiomycetes; Eurotiales; Aspergillaceae
Exons: 1
Coding region: 1-948 (315 amino acids)
Biological process (GO): peptidyl-proline hydroxylation to 4-hydroxy-L-proline
Cellular component (GO): endoplasmic reticulum
Molecular function (GO): L-ascorbic acid binding; procollagen-proline 4-dioxygenase activity; iron ion binding
Source: RefSeq, a predicted model, not a curated record